Messenger RNA from Orycteropus afer afer, 984 nucleotides. RefSeq names its product histone H1.8. Gene Ontology annotation, biological process: nucleosome assembly. Gene Ontology annotation, cellular component: nucleosome. Gene Ontology annotation, molecular function: DNA binding. The coding region runs from base 1 to 984 and encodes 327 amino acids. The record is from RefSeq and is a predicted model, not a curated record. The transcript is spliced from 5 exons. Lineage: Eukaryota; Metazoa; Chordata; Mammalia; Tubulidentata; Orycteropodidae.
AUGGCCCUGUGCUCAGGGAUCCUGUGGGCUGGUGGUCCAAGCCACUGCGGUGUCCAAGCACAGCGCCGCAACCCCACAGUGCUCCGCAUGGUGCUGGAGGCCCUGCAAGCAGGGGAACAGCGACAAGGCACCUCAGUGGUGGCCAUCAAGCAGUACAUCCUGCAGAAAUACCCAACAGUGAGCAUCAUCCGGUUCAAGUACCUGCUGAAGCAGGCCCUGGCCAAGGGCCUCAACCGCGGCCUCCUCAUCCGGCCCCUCAACUCUAAGGCCAAGGGGGCUACUGGCAGCUUCAAAUUAGUUGCCAAGAAAAAAAGGGUAAACCAGCCCAGAAAGAUGUCCACCAGCAUGGCUACCAGGAAACCUGGUGAGGCCAAAGAGAAGGGCCCCAAGAACCCCAGCAAGGCAAAGAAGGACCCUCCCAACCUGGACAAGGUGAAAAAGGCACCCAAGAAGCCAAGUAAGGUGAAGAAGAUUCCCCUCAAGCCAGGUACAACCAAGGAGAAGGUCCCCAAGAAAGGAGACAAAGACAAGACCAAGGUGGCAAAACUGGAUGAGGCCAAGAAGGAAGCCCCCAAAGCAGAGAAAGCCACAAAGGCCCUUCCCAGUGCUGCUGGGCUCAGCAGGAAGUCAACUGUCAAAGGUAGCACCAGCAGCCAAGCAGAUGCUGAGGCCCCCAGGAAAACAAAAGCUGGGAAUAAGAGUUCCAAAGCCAAGGCUCCCAAGGGCAAGAAUAGUGCUGCUUUCCCAGCAACAAAGAAGACCACAGCCAAGGCCCCUAAAGGUGCAGCUGCCCAGGGGGCUGGGAAGGAGCCAAAAACCAAAGCAGCAGCUCCACCCAAGACCAAGGGCAGCAGUGGGUCCAAGACAGCCCCUGUGCACCUGGCCAGGAAGACAGAAGUCCCCAAGAGUCCAAGAAGGCCUGGGGUGCCAGCCAAGGCCUCAUUGUCUAAGGUGUCCAUUAAGAAGGCAAAAGCUGAGAGCUAG